AUGCCCGGGGUGCGGCUCCUGCGGCUGCUGGUGAUCGUAGUCUCCGCGGCUGCGGCGGUGGCCGGGGCGCCCAGGACGGCGCUGCCCCACUCCCCGGGGGACGCCACCCUGGCCUUCGUCUUCGAUGUCACCGGCUCCAUGUGGGACGACCUGAUGCAGGUGAUCGACGGCGCCUCGCGCAUCCUGGAGCGGACCCUGAGCAGCCGCAGCCAGGCCGUGGCCAACUACGCGCUGGUGCCCUUCCACGACCCAGAUAUCGGCCCAGUGACGCUCACUGCAGACCCGGUGGUGUUCCAGAAGGAGCUGAGAGAACUCUACGUGCAGGGAGGCGGUGACUGCCCCGAGAUGAGCGUGCAGGCCAUCCAGGCCGCCGUGGAGGUGGCCAACCCCGGCUCCUUCAUCUACGUCUUCUCAGAUGCCCGUGCCAAGGACUACCACAGGAAGGACGAGCUGCUGCGCCUCCUGCAGCUGAAGCAGUCGCAGGUGGUCUUUGUGUUGACCGGGGACUGUGGCAACCGCACCCAUCCGGGAUACCUAGCCUAUGAGGAGAUCGCCUCCACCAGCUCGGGGCAGGUGUUCCACCUGGACAAGCAACAGGUGACAGAGGUGCUGAAGUGGGUGGAGUCGGCAAUCCAGGCUUCCAAGGUGCACCUGCUGUCCACAGACCACGAGGAGGAGGGCGAGCACACGUGGAGAAUCCCUUUCGACCCCAGCCUCAAGGAGGUCACUAUCUCCCUGAGCGGGCCAGGGCCUGAGAUCGAAGUCCGGGAUCCGCUGGGGAGGAUCCUCCAGAAGGACAAGGGCCUCAACGUGCUGCUCAACAUUCCCGACUCAGCCAAGGUGGUAGCCUUUAAGCCCAAGCACCCGGGGCUGUGGUCCAUCAAGGUCUACAGCAGCGGCCGCCACUCGGUGAGGAUCACAGGCAUCAGCAACAUUGACUUCCGAGCCGGCUUCUCCACCCAGUCUUCUCUGGACCUCAACCACACCAUCGAGUGGCCCUUGGAAGGCAUCCCCAUCUCCCUGGUGAUCAACUCCACCGGCUUGCAGGCCCCGGGGCACCUUGACUCAGUGGAGCUCUCGCACCACUCGGGGCGGCCCCUCCUGACGCUGCCCACGCAGCCCCUCUCCAAUGGGUCCACCCACCAGCUGUGGGGCGGGCCGCCCUUCCACGCCCCCAAGGAGCGCUUCUACCUCAAAGUGAAGGGCAAGGACCACGAGGGGAACUCCCUCCUCCGUGUCUCCGGGGUUUCCUACAGUGGGGUGGCUCCAGGUGCCCCCCUGGUCAGCAUGCCCCCCAGGAUCCAUGGCUACCGACACCAGCCCCUGCUGGUCUCCUGCUCCGUGCACAGCGCCCUCCCCUUCCGGCUGCAGCUUCACCGUGAUGGGGCCCGGCUGGGCGAGGAGAGGCACUUCCUGGAGUCGGGGAACAGCAGCUGGGAGAUCCCACGGGCUUCCCAGGCCGAGGAGGGAAGCUACGAGUGCACAGCGGUCAGCAAGGCUGGGACCGGACGGGCCAGGGCCCAAAUUGUUGUCACAGACCCUCCGCCACAGCUGGUCCCUGCCCCCAAUGUGACUGUGUCCCCGGGGGAGACCGCCAUCCUAACCUGCCAGGUCCUAGGUGACGCCCCCUACAAUCUGACGUGGGUUCGGGACUGGCGAGUCCUGCCUGCCUCAACAGACCGAGCUACCCAGCUAGCCAAUCUGUCCCUGGCGAUCGGUGGAGUUGUCCCCAGUGACAGCGGGCAGUACCAGUGUGUGGUCAGCAACACAAACGGGGCCACGAGGGCAUCCACCUGGCUCCUGGUGCGAGAAGCGCCACAAGUGAGCAUCGACAACAGGUCCCAGCGCUUCUCCCAGGGUGUGGAGGUGAAGAUCAGCUGCUCAGCCUCGGGGUACCCCACACCCCACCUCUCCUGGAGCCGUGAGGGCCUCGCCCUGCAAGAGGACAGCAGAAUCCACAUGGAUCCCCCAGGAACCCUAAUCAUUCAGGGGCUAGCCCCAGAGGAUGCUGGGAAUUACACCUGCGUGGCUGCUAAUGAAGUGGGCACAGACGAGGAGACUGUCACCCUGUACUAUACAGAUGCCCCAUCAGUGUCUGCCCUGCAAGCCGUGGUGCUCGCCGCUGUCGGGGAGGAGGCUGUGCUGGGGUGUGCGGCAUCAGGGGUGCCCCCGCCCCGGGUUGUCUGGUAUCGAGGUGAUCUGGAAAUGAUCCUGGCCCCCGAGGGCUCUGUCUCUGGGACGCUGCGGAUCCCCUUGGCUCAGGAGAGGGAUGCUGGCAUCUACACCUGCCGGGCUGUCAGCGAGCUGGGUGACGCCUCCGCGGAUGUGAAGCUGGAGGUUGGAUACGCGCCCCAGCUGACGGAGCUGCCCCGGGACGUCACCGUGGAGCUGGGCAGGAGCGCCUUCCUGGUGUGCAGGGCCGACGGCCGCCCGGGCCCUACAGUCACCUGGCAGCGUGGAGAUGGCCGGCCCCUGGGGCCCCGGCGGGGCAGCAGGCCCGGGCAGCGGGACUCGGGAGUGCUGUUUAUUGAGAGUGUGGCCCCCGAGGACCAGGCCACCUACAUCUGUGAGGCUCAGAAUGCCUUUGGGAAGGCCCAGGUCGAGACCCGGCUCACUGUCACCGGCCAGGCAGCCCCGCAGACUGCCAGCGGGGCCUCCACCGUGCGCGUCCUGGAGGGCCAGCCCGUGUCCCUGCCGUGUGUCAUCCUGGCUGGGAGGCCCCUCCCGGAGAGGCACUGGCUCCGGGCCGGCCGCCCCCUCCCGCCGGGUGGCCGGGCCUCUGUCCGGGCCGAUGGCAGCCUCCACUUCAACCAGGCACUACAGGAGGACGCAGGGACGUACAGCUGUGUGGUCACCAACGUGGCCGGCUCUCAGCACCGCAAUGUGGAGCUGAUCGUGCAGGUGCCACCUAGAAUCUAUCCCACUGCCACCCACCACGUCACCAAUGAAGGGUUUCCAGCCUCUCUGCCCUGUGCCGCCUCAGGAGUUCCCACCCCGACCAUCACCUGGACCAAGGAGACCCAAGCCCUGACCUCCAGGAGUCCCCACUACAAUGUGAGCAAGGACGGCACCCUGCUCAUCACCCAGCCGUCACCCCAGGAUGCAGGGGCCUACGUGUGCACCGCCACCAAUGCUGCUGGCUUCUCCAGCCAGGAGACGUGGCUUUCAGUCAACACCAAGCCCAGGAUCCGGGUGAAUGGGUCACAGGACGCUGACUUGCCUCUCAGAGUCACAGCCAAGACCGGCGAAGAGGUGACCCUGGACUGUGAGGCCCAGGGCUCCCCGCCACCCCUGGUCACCUGGACGAAGGACGCCCACCCUCUGCUGCCUGGCACUGACAGCCACAUCCUCCUUCCAUCCGGGUCCCUGCGCCUGGCACCAGCCCAGGUGGGUGAUGAGGGACACUACAUGUGCACAGCCAGCAACCCCGCGGGGUCAGCCUCCCAGCGCUAUGUCCUCGGGGUCCAAGUCCCCCCUCAGGUGCAGCCAGGCCCUCGGCUCCUGAAGGCCCUGGUCGGAGAAGCCCUGGAUCUAAACUGUGUGGCCGAGGGCAGCCCAGAGCCGCGGCUGAGCUGGACCAAGGAUGGGGCGGCCCUGCCCGGAGGGGAGCCUGAGGGCUCGGUCCACUUUGGGGCUGUGCAGGCCUCCGACUCCGGGCUGUACCGCUGCCAGGCCACCAGUAGCGCUGGGACAGACACCUGGGAGCUGGAGCUCAGGGUGCUGGAGCCUCCGCAUUGGGUGGCCGACAACAGCAGCCUGGUGGAGCGAGUGGCCGGGGAGAAUGCCAGCCUCCCGUGCCCAGCCGAAGGGACGCCCAAGCCGAAGGUCACGUGGCACAAGGGCCCGGCCUCAGAGACCCUGGGUGGCCGGCCCGGUAUGGCAGUGCUGGACGAUGGGUCCCUGCUCCUGCCCCGGGUCUCACCCUCUGAGGGCGGAGACUACGAGUGCCAGGCCACCAACGAGGCAGGCUCUGUGUCCCGGACAGCCAAGCUGGUGGUCUACGUGCCCCCCAGGAUCCGGGAGGACAGGCACAACGGCAAUGUGUCGGCGGUGGCGGGGCAGCCACUUUCGCUGGAGUGUGAUGCAAAUGGCUUUCCGGCCCCUGAGAUCUCGUGGCUCAAGGACGGGCAGCCGGUCCCCGAGGCUGGCAGCCACCGCCUCCUGAAUGGGGCACGGACGCUCCACUUCCCCAGGAUCGAGGAGGACGAUGCUGGCCUCUACUCCUGCCGGGCAGAGAACCAGGCAGGGAGCACCCAGAGGGACUUCGGCCUCCUGGUGCUCAUUCCUCCUUCCGUGCCGGGAGCCAGGGCUGCCCAGGAGGUGCUGGGCCUGGCUGGUGCCGAUGUGGAGCUGGAGUGUCGGACCUCGGGGGUCCCCACGCCCCAGGUGGAGUGGACCAAGGACGGGCAGCCUCUCCUUCCAGAAGACCCUCACGCCCAGCUCCGGGAGGACGGCCAGGUCCUCAGAAUCACCAGCAGUCACUUGGGGGACGAGGGGCAGUACCAGUGCAUGGCCUUCAGCCCAGCCGGCCAGCAGGCCAAGGACUUCCAGCUCCGAAUCCACUCACCCCCAACCAUCUGGGGCUCCAAUGAGACCAGCGAGGUGGCCAUCAUGGAGGGACACCCAGUGCAGCUCCUAUGUGAGGCCCGGGGCGCCCCCACCCCUGACAUCGCCUGGUUCAAGGAUGGGGCCCUGCUCGCCCCCGCCAGCAGUGAGGUGGUCUACACCAAAGGUGGCCGGCAGCUGCAGCUGGGGCAAGCCCAGGUAUCGGAUGCUGGGGUCUACACCUGCAAGGCCAGCAACCCUAUGGGUGUCACAGAGAAGGCCACCAGGCUGGCAGUUUAUGUUGCACCCACCAUCGAGGGCGCCGGCGGAGGGCCGUACUUGGUGCAGGCCGUGGCCGGGAGGCCGUUGGCACUGGCGUGUGUGGCCAGAGGCUUCCCACCUCCCACUGUGUCCUGGCAGCACGAGGGGCUGCCCGUGGCUGAGAGCAACGGGACGUGGCUGGAGCCGGAUGGCGCGCUGCAGCUGCAGAGCCCGGGGGAGGCGUCCAGGGGUCUGUACAGCUGCAUGGCCAGCAGUCCUGCGGGCGAGGCCGUGCUGCAGUACGCCGUGGACGUGCAGGUUCCCCCACAGCUCCUGGUGGCUGAGGGCUCAGGCCAGGUGGCCACCGUCGUGGGGCAGACCCUGGAGCUUCCCUGCCAGGCCUCAGGCUCCCCAGUGCCCACCAUCCGGUGGUUGCAGAAUGGCCGCCCUGCCGAGGAGCUGGCUGGGGUGCGGGUGGCCUCACAGGGGACCACGCUGCGCAUUGACCAUGUGGAACUGGGCCACGCGGGCCUCUUCGCCUGCCAGGCCACCAAUGACGCCGGCACCACGGGGGCCGAAGUGGAGGUGUCCGUGCAUGAGCUCCCAUCCGUCAACAUCAUUGGGGGUGAGAACAUCACGGUCCCUUUCCUGCAGUCUGUGACCCUCCAGUGUGUAGGGGCCGGAGCGCCUCUCCCAAGCCUCCGCUGGUGGAAGGAUGGGGUGGCCCUGGCAACCUCAGGGGGGACCCUGCAGAUCGAGAAGGUGGACCUGAGGGACGAAGGCAUCUACACCUGCACAGCCACCAACCUGGCUGGGGAGAGCCAGAGGGAUAUAGUGGUCAAGGUUUUGGUGCCCCCCAACAUUGAGCCAGGCCCCACCAACCAGGCGGUGCUGGAGAACGCGUCCUUGACCUUGCAGUGCCUGGCUUCUGGGGUGCCUCCUCCGGAUGUCUCCUGGUUCAAGGGCCGCCACCCCAUCAGGGCCCAGACAGGGGUGAUGGUCUCCGCUGACGGGAGAAGUCUCCGCAUUGAGCAAGCCCAGCUUUCGGACACUGGGAGUUACCGCUGUGUGGCUUCCAAUGUGGCAGGCAGCACAGAACUGCAGUAUGGCCUCCAGGUCAACGUGCCUCCCCGAAUCACUCUGGCACCCAGCCUGCCAGGCCCGGUACUGCUCGGUGCCCCUGUCCGGCUUACCUGCAAUGCCUCAGGUGCCCCCAGACCCAUGCUGAUAUGGCUGAAGGAUGGAAACCCCGUGUCGCCUGCAGGGACUCCUGGCCUCCAGGUCUUUCCUGGGGGCCAGGUCUUCUCCUUGGCCAGUGUCCACCCCUCCGACUCGGGCAGCUACUCCUGCGUGGCUGUGAACGCUGUGGGUGAGGACCAUCGAAACGUCACCCUGCAAGUCCAUGUGCCCCCCAGCAUCCUCGGGGAACAGCUGAACAUCUCUGUCAUGGCCAACGAGUCUGUGACCCUGGAGUGCCACAGCCACGCCAUGCCCCGUCCAGACCUGAGCUGGCGGAAGGACGGCCGGCCCCUGCGGCCACGGCCCGGUGUCCGCCUCUCCGAGGACAAGGCCUUGCUGGAGCUGGCCAGGGCGGAGGUGGGGGACACUGGCCGCUACACCUGCGAGGCUCUGAACCGUGCCGGGCGCUCCGAGAAGCACUUCGAUGUGAAUGUCUGGGUUGCUCCAGCCUUCCCCUCGAGGGAGCCCCGCACCCUGGCCGUGACCGAGGGGCAGCCCGCCCGGCUGUCCUGCGAGUGCCGUGGUGUCCCCUUCCCCAAGGUUGUCUGGAGCAAGGACGGUCAGCCGCUGCCCGGGGAGGGGCCUGGCAAGGAGCAGGUGUCGGUGGUUGGUCGACUGCUGUACCUGGGGCAGACGCGGCUGGAGCAGGAGGGGAACUACACCUGCGAGUGCAGCAACGUGGCCGGGAGCAGCAGCCAGGCCCAGCGGCUGGUGGUGCAGGUCCCCCCGCAGAUCUCCGGGCCCCGGGAGCCCCUCACGGCUGUGUCCGUGCCGCAGGGCGGGGAGGCCGCUCUGCACUGCGACGCCACUGGGAGGCCGCCGCCUGCCGUGACGUGGGAGCGGGACGGGCAGCCCGUGGGGCCCGAGCCGGGCCUGCGGCUGCAGAACCAGGGCCGGAGCCUGCAGGUGGAGCGGGCGCAGGUGGCCCACACCGGGCGUUACACCUGCGUGGCCGAGAACGCGGUGGGCCGCGCCGAGAGGAGGUUCUCGCUGUCCGUGCUGGUGCCCCCGGUGCUCCUGGGAGACGCGGACGCUCUGACCAACGUCACUGCUGCCUUGCAUGGCCCUUUGGUGCUGCUCUGCGAAGCCACUGGAGUCCCGCCCCCCAAAGUGCGCUGGUUCCGGGAGGAGGAGCCCAUCUGCCCCGGGGAGGAUACCUACCUGUUGGCAGGCGGCUGGAUGCUGAGGGUGACCCAGGCUCAGGAGCAGCACCGAGGUCUCUACUCAUGCCUGGCCAGCAACGAGGCUGGGGAGGCUCGGAGGAACUUCAGUGUGGAGGUCCUAAUUCCCCCCACUAUCGAGAGCGAGGACUUGGAGGAGGUGGUCAGGGUGCCCGAGCGACAGACGGCCCAGCUGACCUGCAAUGCCACAGGCCACCCACAGCCCAACGUCACCUGGUUCAAAGAUGGCUGGGCCCUGGCUGGUGGAGACGCCCACCACAUCUCCCCGGAUGGCUCCCACCUGUGGGUCCUCCAGGCCAACCUGUCCCAGGCCGGCCACUACUCCUGCAUUGCCACCAAUGCCGUGGGGGAGAAGACCAAGCACUUCCAGCUCAGCGUGCUGGUGCCGCCCACCAUCCUGGGAGCGACUGAGGACAGUGCUGGCGAGGAGGUGACCGUGACCAUCAGCAACCCCAUCUCUCUGAUCUGCGAGGCGCUGGCCUUCCCCGCCCCCAACAUCACCUGGAUGAAGGAUGGGGUCCCUUUUGAGGCUUCCAAGAACAUCCAGCUGCUCCCAGGCACCCGUGGGCUGCAGAUCCUGAACGCCCAGAAGGAAGACGCGGGCCAGUACACCUGCGUGGUCACCAACGAGCUGGGGGAGGCGACGAAGAGCUACCACGUGGAGGUGCUCAUCCCCCCUUCCAUCUCCAAAGACGACCCCGCGGGGGAGCUGGCCGUGAAGGAGGUGAAGACCAAGGUGAACAGCACUUUGACCUUGGAGUGCCAGUGCUGGGGCGCCCCCCCACCCGCCAUCAGCUGGUACAAAGACGGCCAGCCCGUGACCCCCGGCCAGCGCCUGCGCAUCCUGGGCGAGGGCCGCCUGCUCCAGAUCCAGCCCACACAGGUCUUGGACUCCGGGCGGUACUUGUGCGUGGCCACCAACGUGGCGGGCGAGGACGACCAGGACUUCAACGUGCUCAUCCAGGUGCCCCCCAUGUUCCAGAAGGUGGGUGAUCCUAGUGCCGCCUUUGAGAUCCUGUCCCAAGAGGAGGAGGCCCAGGGUGAGGUGACAGAAUACCGAGAGGUGGUGGAGAACAACCCAGCCUACCUGUACUGUGACACCAAUGCCAUCCCACCACCGGAGCUCACCUGGUACAGGGAGGACCAGCUCCUCUCAGGCUCUGACAGGGUCUCUCUGUUGCAAGGUGGCCGGGUCCUGCAGCUGCCCCUGGUGCGGGCAGAGGAUGCCGGGAGGUAUUCGUGCAGAGCCUCCAAUGAGGUGGGCGAAGACUGGCUGCACUACGAGCUGCUGGUGCUGACCCCACCCGUGAUCCUGGGUGACACCGAGGAGCUGGUGGAGGAGGUGACCGUCAACGCCAGCGGCACUGUCAGCCUACAGUGCCCGGCGCUGGGCAACCCGGCACCCACCUUGUCGUGGCUGCAGAAUGGACUCCCUUUCGCCCCGAGCCCAAGGCUGCAGGUGCUGGAGGACGGGCGAGUCUUGCAGGUGUCCAUGGCAGAAGUGGCCGACGCUGCCAGCUACAUGUGUGUGGCUGAGAACCAGGCGGGCUCUGCAGAGAAGCUGUUCACCCUCAGGGUCCAAGUGCCACCACGAAUCACAAGCCAGAACCCGGAGCAGGUCACGGCAGUCCUCAACAGCAGCGUCUCCCUCCCCUGUGAAGCCCUUGCUCACCCGAGUCCUGAGGUCACGUGGUACAAGGACAAUGAGGCCCUUGUCUUGGGGAAAGAGGUUUUCCUCCUGCCUGGCACACACACGCUGCAGCUGCCCCGGGUGCAGCCCUCAGACUCCGGGACGUACCUGUGCGAGGCGCUCAACGCAGCCGGCCGAGACCAGAAAGUGGUGCAGCUCAGCGUGCUGGUCCCCCCUACCUUUAGGGAGGCUCCUCCUGGUGGCCCCCCGGAGGCCAUCCUUGUCCAGGCUGGGGACAAGACUGUCUUGAGCUGUGAGACAGACUCGCCCCUGGAGCCAGUCGUGACCUGGUACAAGGAUCAGCAGCCCCUGGCCCUGGAGCCGCGGGUCCGGGCUCUGCAGGGCACACAGAGACUGGAGAUCCUGGCGUCCCAGGUGUCGGACAAAGGUUCAUACAGCUGUAAAGUCAGCAGUGCUGCUGGGGAGGCCAUGCGGACCUUCUUCCUCACCGUCCAGGUGGCCCCAAUAUUUGAGAACCCCAAGACAGAGACAGUGAGCCAGGUGGCUGGGAGAGCCCUGGUCCUGACCUGUGAUGUGUCUGGGGUCCCUGCACCCACCGUGACUUGGCUGAAGGACAGAAUGCCUGUGGAGAGCAGCGCGGUGCACGGUGUGGUCUCCCGGGGCGGCCACCUGCAGCUGAGCCGCCUGCAGCCCACCCAGGCCGGCACCUACACCUGUGUGGCUGAGAACGCCCAGGCUGAGGCCCGCAAGGACUUCAUGGUGGCCGUGCUGGAGGCCCCCCGGAUCCGGAGCUCGGAUGUCCCAAGGGAGCACAGCGUGCUGCAGGGCCGGGAGGUGCGGCUGGACUGUGAGGCCCAGGGACAGCCGCCGCCGGACGUGGCCUGGCUGAAGGACGGCGCCCCACUGCACCAGGCUGUGGGCACUCACCUCCGGUUCUACCAGGACGGCAGCUCCCUGGUGCUCAAGGGCCUGCAGGCUGGGGACUCGGGUGCUUACACCUGCGUGGCCCACAACACUGCCGGCGAGGACGCCAGGCUGCACAUGGUCACGGUGCUGGUCCCUCCCACCAUCGAGCAGGAGGCAGGUGGCACCGGGGCGCUGGUGAGCAGGCCCAGGGAACUGGUGACCAUGGCGUGCCCGGUGCGGGGCUCCCUGCCCAUCCACGUGAGCUGGCUCAAGGACGGGCUGCCACUGCCGCUCUCCCAGCGCACCCACCUGCUCGGCUCUGGCCGCACCCUCAGGAUUUCCCAGGUGCAGCUGGCAGACACGGGCACCUUCACCUGCGUGGCCUCGAGCCUGGCCGGCGUGGCCGAGAGGAACUUCACCUUGCAGGUGCUUGUGCCCCCCAGCCUGGAGCCGGCGGACUUCCAGAGUGACAUGGUGGUGGCCCGUGGCUCCUCCGUGGUCCUGCCAUGUGAUGCCCAGGGCAACCCCCUGCCCCUCGUAUCUUGGAUGAAGGAUGGGGAGCCCUUGUUGCCCCAGAGCCUUGAGCAGGGGCCCGGCCUGCAGCUAGGGAGAGUGGGAGCCAGUGACUCGGGGACCUACGCCUGCGUGGCCACCAGCGAGGCAGGGGAGGCCAGGAGACACUUCCAGCUGACCGUGAUGGACCCGCCCCACAUCCAGGACUCGGGCCAGCCUGCAGAGCUGACGCUGACGGCCGGCGCCCCCAUGGAGCUGCUGUGCGACGCCCGGGGCAUCCCCCCCCCCAACAUCACCUGGCAUAAGGACGGGCAGGCCCUGCUCGGGCCGGAGGGCGGCAGCAGAGGGGGCCUCGUGUUCCGUGUGGAGGCCGCGCAGGUCGGGGAUGCAGGACUAUACACCUGUCUGGCCGAGAGCCCUGCGGGGGAAGCUGAGAAGAGCUUCCGGGUCAGAGUUCAAGCCCCUCCAAACGUGGUUGGGCCCCGGGGCCCCCGCUCUGUGGUUGGCCUGGCCCCGGGGCAGCUGGUCCUGGAGUGCUCAGUGGAGGCAGAGCCAGCGCCCGAGAUCGAGUGGCACCGAGACGGCGUCUUGUUGCAGGCGGACACGCACACCCAGUUCCCGGAGCGCGGCAGGUUCCUGCAGCUGCGGGCCCUGAGCGCGGCCGACAGCGGCCACUACAGCUGCACAGCCCGCAACCAGGCCGGCAGCACCAGCGUGGCCUUCCGCGUGGAGAUCCACACGGCGCCCGCCAUCCAGCCAGGUCCGCCCGCCGUGAACGCCUCUGAGAACCAGACGGCCCUGCUGCCCUGCCGGGCCUCCGGCGAGCCCCCACCUCUUGUGAGCUGGCGGAAGGACGGGGCACCCCUGGACCCUGGGAGCCCCAGGGUGGAGGUUCUGGCUGAUGGGUCCCUGAGGAUCCAGCCCGUCCUCUCCCAGGACGCCGGUCACUACUUCUGCCUGGCGUCCAACUCCGCUGGUUCCGAUCGGCAGGGGCUCGACCUCCAGGUCUUCGGGCCUCCAGCCAUCGCCCCUGGCCCCUCCAGCCUCACCCUCACUGCCCCCAGCCCAGCCACACUGCCCUGCGAGGCCAGUGGCUCCCCCAAGCCCCUGGUGGCCUGGUGGAAAGACGGACAGAAGCUGGACUUCCGCACACAGCAGGGCGCCUACCGCCUCCUGCCCUCCAAUGCCCUGCUGCUCAUGGCCCCCAGUGCCCAGGACUCAGCUCGGUUUGAGUGCGUGGUGAGCAAUGAGGUGGGCGAGGCCCGCAAGCUCUACCAGGUGACCGUUCAGGAGCCCCCGACCAUCGCAGACGACCAGACGGACUUCGCCGUGAGCAGGAUGGCAUCCGUGGUCCUCACCUGCCAUAACACGGGCGUGCCGGCCCCGGCUGUGUCUUGGAGCAAGGCGGGCGCCCAGCUGGGGGCCAGGGGGAGUGGCUACCGCAUCUCACCUUCCGGUGCCCUGGAGAUCGGCCAGGUGCUCCCCGUCCACGCCGGCCGCUACACCUGCACAGCCCGCAAUGCCGCCGGUGUGGCCCGCAAACACAUGGUCCUCACUGUGCAGGCCGCCCCUGUGGUGAAGCCGCUGCCCAGCAUGGUCCAGGUGCUGGCCGAGGAGGAGGUGCUGCUGCCGUGUGAGGCCUCGGGCGUGCCCCGGCCCACUGUCACCUGGCAGAAAGAGGGGCUCAGCAUCCCUGCAGGAGAGAGGAGCCAGGUCCUCCCCAGCGGACAGCUGCGGCUCAUGCACGCCCACCCCGAGGACGCUGGGAACUACUUCUGCAUGGCCCAGAACAGCGCAGGCAGCGCCAUGGGGAAGACGCGGCUGGUGGUGCAAGUGCCCCCCGUGAUCGAGAAUGGCCUCCCGGACCUGUCCACCACAGAAGGCUCCCACGCCCUCCUGCCCUGCGUGGCCAGGGGCAGCCCUGAGCCCGACAUCCGCUGGGAGAAGGACGGCCAGCUUGUGUCCGUGUCCGGAGCCCAGGACAAGUUCAGCCUGCAGCCCUCAGGGGAACUGCUGGUGAAGAACUUGGAGGGCCAGGACGCGGGCACCUACACCUGUACAGCGGAGAAUGUGGUGGGCCGGGCCUGGCGGCGCGUGCACCUCACCAUCCUGGCCCUGCCCGCCUUCACCAUGCUGCCUGGGGACCACAGCCUGCACCUCGGGGACAGGCUCUGGCUGCGCUGUGCAGCCCGGGGCAGCCCAACCCCCCGCCUUGGCUGGACCAUCAACGACCAGCCAGUCACAGAGGGUGUGUCCGAGCAGGAUGGGGGCAGCACGCUGCAGCGGGCAGCCGUGACCAGAGAGGACAGCGGGACCUACGUCUGCUGGGCUGAGAACAGAGUGGGCCGUGUGCAGGUGGUCAGCUUCGUGCACGUGAAAGAGGCCCCCAUCCUACAAGGAGAAGCCUUCUCCCACCUGGAGGAGCCUGUAGGGGGCAGCAUCCAGCUAGACUGCAUGGUCCAUGGUGACCCAGCCCCGGACAUCCACUGGACCAAGGAUGGUCUUCCACUGUGGGACAGCCGCCUGCGGGUGCAGAAUGGCUCACUGACCAUCCACAAGACCAAGAUGGCCGACGCGGGGCUGUACCAGUGCCUGGCGGAGAACGAGGUUGGCGCCGUGAGGAAAGUGGUGACGCUCAUCCUGCAGAGUGCCCCGGUGUUCCAGGUGGAGCCCCAGGAUGUCACAGUGAGGACCGGUGAGGACGUGGCCCUUCAGUGCCAGGCCACUGGAGAGCCAGAGCCCACCAUUGAGUGGCUGCAUGCAGGGCGACCCUUGCAGGCCAGCCAGCGACUCCAGACCCUGCAGGAUGGGAGCCUGUGGCUGGAACGCGCAGAGCCUGGAGAUGCUGGGCCAUACGAGUGCAUCGCUCACAACCUGCUGGGCUCUGCCACAGCCAGGGCGUUCCUGGUUGUGAGAGGGCACCCCCAGGGGAGCCGGGGCAGCAUGAUUGGGGUGAUCAACGGCCAGGAGUUUGGCGUGGCUGCUGUCAACACCAGUGUGCGACGGGAGCCACAUUCCGGAGUCACCACCAUCCAGAGCAGCAUCAGCCGCGUCCCAGCAGAUGUGGGACCUCUGAUGCGGGUGCUGGUGGUCACCAUCGCCCCCAUCUACUGGGCCCUGGCUGGAGAGAGUGGGGGGUCACUGAAUGGCCACUCCCUGACGGGUGGCAGUUUCCAGCAGGAGUCGCAUGUGGAGUUUGCUACAGGGGAGCUGCUCAGGAUGACCCAGGUGGCGCGGGGCCUGGACUCCGAAGGACUCCUGCUCCUGGACCUGGUGGUCGAUGGCGCUGUCCCCGAGGCCCUGGCGGACGAGGAUCUCCAAGUGCAGGACUUCGAGGAACGCUAUGUGCAGACGGGGCCCGGCCAGCUCUUUGUGGGCUCCAUGCAGCGCUUCCUCCAUGACAACCUCCCGGGGCUCCUACACUGCAACCACAGCAUCCGGUACUCGGCAGCACGGGGCCCCCAGCCCCAGCUGGUGCAGCACCUGUGGGCCUCGGCUAUCAGCUCGGCCUUCGACCCCGAGGCCCAGGCCCUGCGCUACCAGCUCACCACGGCCCUGCGAGCUGAAGAGCACGAGGUGGGCUGCCCUGAGGGCUUUGAGCCGGACCCCCAAGGAGCAUUUUGUGUGGACAGAGAGGAGUUUGGUGGCCCCAGUCCCUGCUCCCCCUGUCACAAUGCUCCUGGCUGCUUCUCCUGCUCCUGCCCCGCCGGCUUCACGGCCUGGGAUGAGAACUGCGGAAACGUGGACGAGUGUGCGUGGGGCGCCCACCUCUGCCGGGAGGGACAGCACUGUGUGAACCUGCUCGGAGCCUACCGCUGCCUUCCUGACUGCGGGCCCGGCUUCCGGGUGGCGGCUGACGGGGCCGGCUGUGAAGAUGUAGAUGAGUGUCAGGAGCAGCUGGAUGAGUGUCACUACAGCCAGCUCUGUGAGAACACAGCGGGUGGGCACCGCUGCAGCUGCCCCAGGGGAUACCGGACCCAGGGCCCCGGCCUGCCCUGCCUAGAUGUCAACGAGUGCCUGCAGCUCCCUGAGCCCUGCGCCCACCAGUGCCACAACUUCCAGGGUAGCUACCGCUGUCUGUGCCCACUGGGCCAUACCCUCCUCCGUGACGGCAAGACCUGUACCUCACUGGACCGGAGCACACACAAUGUGACCACUGUCAGCCACCGGGGACCCUUGGUGCCCUGGCUGCGGCCACGGGGCCCCAUCCCUGGUGGCUCUUACCAUGCCUGGGUCUCCCUGCGGCCGGGACCCAGAGCCCUGAGCAGUGUGGGCCGGGCCUGGUGUCCGCCUGGCUUCAUCCGGCAGAACAGCAUUUGCGUGGACCUUGACGAGUGUCUGGUGCGGAGCCUGUGCCAGCACGCCUGCCAGAACACCGAGGGCAGCUACCAGUGCCUCUGUCCCACCGGCUACCGCCUCCUGGCCAGCGGGAAGAACUGCCAGGACAUCAACGAGUGUGAGGAGGAUGGCAUCGAGUGUGAGCCCGGGCAGAUGUGCUUCAACACCCGAGGCAGCUUCCAGUGUGUGGACACGCCCUGUCCCAACUCGUUCCGGCAGGGCGCCAGCCCCGGGACCUGCUUCCGCCGCUGCUCGCAGGACUGCGACGCCGGGGGACCCACCACGCUGCAGUACCGGCUGCUGCCGCUGCCCCUGGGGGUGCGCGCCCACCGCGACGUGGCGCGCCUGGCCGCCUUCUCCGAGCCCGGCGUCCCCGCCGACCGCACGGAGCUCCGCGUGCUCGAGCCCGACCCGCGCAGCCCCUUCGCGCUGCGGCCCCUGCGCGCCGGGCUGGGCGCCGUCUACACCCGCCGCGCGCUCACCCACGACGGCCUCUACAGGCUCACCGUGCGCGCCUCCGCGCCGCGCCACCAGAGCGUCCACGUGCUGCUCAUCGCCGUGUCCCCCUACCCGUACUGAGCCCGGAGGCCGGGGACACCUGCGGCGGUGAGCGGGACGUCCCCGUCGGUCCCCUUCUAAGCAGCGCUCAGCCAGCGGCCUUGACGCGGCGCCUGGGGCGCGGCCCGCUGGCACAGCUGGAUGUCGCCGGCCCCAGAGGUUGCCCAGGCCUCGGGGUGCUGGGCCCGGACACAGGGCAGCUGGACCCAGGGAAGGGGGACUCCGUGGGCCGCAACAGCUGUCACCCGUCCGCACCUGGCGCAGCCCACAUGAACCCAGCAUGUGAGGGUAUAAAAACCGUUUCUGACCCA
Heterocephalus glaber (naked mole-rat) is the source of this 15503-nucleotide messenger RNA. The record is from RefSeq and is a predicted model, not a curated record. Lineage: Eukaryota; Metazoa; Chordata; Mammalia; Rodentia; Bathyergidae.